Molecule: messenger RNA, 2729 nt
Organism: Drosophila takahashii
Lineage: Eukaryota; Metazoa; Arthropoda; Insecta; Diptera; Drosophilidae
Product: dynein intermediate chain 2, ciliary
Biological process (GO): cilium movement; outer dynein arm assembly
Cellular component (GO): outer dynein arm
Molecular function (GO): dynein light chain binding; dynein heavy chain binding
Source: RefSeq, a predicted model, not a curated record
CGAUUGUCAAAUUUCUAUAGAAACUGAAACAAACAAAGUAUUUAGGCCAGGAAAUGGCAGAUUACGCAAGGUUAGCCUUUAGUUGGCUGUGAUUUUGUGAAAUACGCACUCAUCAAAACACUUUUUGGGCUCCUGUCGGUCAACCAAACGAAAAAAAUUACAAACACAAUUAAUUUCAGUUGGUGAAACGAGUUACUUAAAUUUUAGCAAAUAUAUUCAGAAGGUUCUCACUAAAACUUGAGGAUUUUCGGUGAAAAAAUUCGGAAAAACCGCCAGAAGAAUGGCAACAAAACCGGGAAAAGGCGAUGGCAAGCCGGUCAAAGGGAAGCUGAGGACGUCCAAGAACAAGACCGAAGGUGGUGGAGGAGGUGGCGGGGAUGCCGAUGACUUCGAUGCCUGGAUGAAAUCCCGCCAGCUGCUCAAACCGGAUGACCAGCUGGAUCUCACCGAGGCCGAACUGGGCGAGGAGGUCACCAAGGUGCUGACCCCCACGAAUACCAAUGUCAUCCGCAACCUGGUGGUCUAUAGCUUCAAGGAGGGGGAGUUUGUCCUGGCUCCCGUGCCUGGCAAUACGGUCACACUGAUCGCCUUCCCCGGGAAUUCGCUGCACGUCGACUCGGAGGAGGGUCGCCGCCAGAUCGAGGAGUCGGACGAGAUCGGCUACCCACUGCCCAUGCCCAACUACACGGUGGUGGAGCAGCGCGAAGCCGAAAAUGUCGACGGGGAGGAGGGCGAGGGCGAGGAGGAUGAUGAUGGGGCCAACGCAAAGGACGCCGGCGGGGAUGAAGAGGAGGUCGAGGAGGAGGACGACGAGGAGGCCAAGGGCACCGAGGGCGAUGAAGGCGAGGGUGAGGGGGAGGGAGAGGGUGGAGCAGCCCGGGCCGAAGACGAAGAACCCGCCCCACAAGCGGCGGCUGCUUCUUCGAAGAAACGGAAGCUGAUCAACCAGUUCAACUAUUGCGAACGGGGUGCCCUCACCUACACAAAUCCCAAGAGGAAUGUAGACACCCAGACCAUUCCACCGCCGCGCUCUCAGUUCGGCGCCAAUGUGCUGCAGUGGGUCAUCUACGAUUCGUAUAUGGAGAACUUCGAGGAGCAGCAGAAGGAUGGCAGUAAGAAGGACGAUCGUAAGCGCGGCAGAAGGGCCAAGAAGUUCCGGGAUAAGUCCGCGAUUGCAGAGCAGCUGAACAAGAAGUAUCUUAAGUGCUGGCAGAUCCUCGAGCGCAUGAUCAACCAGAAUAUCUACGAUGACAUUGCCCACGACUAUCGCUACUGGGAGGAUCCCGCCGACGAGUUCCGUGAGGGUGAGGGCAACCUACUGCCCCUCUGGAAGUUCCAGUACGACAAGACCAAGAAGAUGAAUGUCACCGAUAUACUUUUCAAUCCGAGUUACUAUGAUCUGUUUGCUGUUUGUUUUGGAUCGCAUGACUUUAUGAAGCAAACCAAUGAGGGUUACCUGUGCCUCUUCACCGUCAAGAAUCCCUCGUUUCCGGAUUAUAUAAUUCAAACCGACAGUGGGGUCAUGUGCUGCGAUAUCCAUCCCACUUAUCCCUUUCUGGCGGUAAUUGGCCUCUAUGACGGCAAUGUGGCCGUGUACAAUCUACGCGAGGACUGCAAGGAGCCGCUCUAUGUAUCCAAGGGGGUCAACUGCAAACAUGGGGAGUGCGUGUGGCAGAUUAAAUGGGGUCUCGACAUGACCGACGGCGAGGUGAACUUCUUCUCGGUGUCCUCCGAUGGACGGGUCUUCAACUGGAUCCUCAUGCAGAACAAGCUGUGGGUCACCACGAUUAUUACUUUGUACCGCGAGAAUGGAAGGGUGGAUGGACCGGAUGGAACGAAGAUCAGCUUAAAGAGCGGAGGAUCCUGCAUGGUGUUUCAUCCCGUGGAUAAUAAGGUUUUUCUAGUGGGCACCGAGUGCGGCUACAUCUACAAGUGCAGCACGGCCUUUAGUUCCAAAUACCUGAUGACCUACAAUGCCCACAACAUGUCCGUCUACCGCAUCGACUUCAAUCGCUUCAACAGCAACAUUUUCGUAUCCUGUAGCGGCGACUGGCGGGUGAAAGUCUGGGAGGACAUGCGUCCCGAUCCGCUGUUCAUCUUCGAUCUUGGAGCUGCCGUAGGUGAUGUGAAAUGGGCUCCUUAUUCGAGCACCGUUUUCGCAGCGGUGACGACUGAGGGAAAAGUGCAUGUUUUCGAUUUGAAUGUGAACAAAUACAAGGCCAUUUGCAUUCAGGCUGUGGUGCCGAAAAGGAAGAACAAGCUCACCCGACUCUCCUUCAACGAAAAGCUCGCCUUUAUUGUGGUGGGCGAUGAAAAGGGCGUCACCACUUCGCUGAAGCUGUCGCCCAAUCUCCGCAUGAUGGUCAAGCCGCCCAAGAAGCAGCUCUAUCUCGAUCAGAACACCCUGCAGAUUGGCAAACUGGAGAAGCUAUUAUCCCUGGUACGGGAACUACCCGAGGGAACUGUAAUCCCCGAUGCAGCCACCACCGUGCGCAGCUAAAUCCGAAUAUUAUCAACACAGCAGAUAAACAAAAUGGUCUGAUUUCAUGUAUUAUAUUUUACACACAUAGAUCUGCUGGCGGUUCUAAAAGAUUCUUAUGUUAUUUUAUGUUCCUAUCAAGUCUAACAAAAAUUUGCUAUCAACCAACGCAAGGAACUCAGAAGCAAUGUAAAAAAUCACAAAAUUGUAUAUAGGCUUAGAAACGAAAUAAACAUUGAUUAAAACUGUA